GCGGGCGGCGCGCGCAUGCGCGGGGCGCGGGGCCCGGCGGCGGACGGGAAUUAAAAUGGAAGAUGAGGAGGUCGCGGAGAGCUGGGAGGAGGCGGCCGACAGCGGGGAAAUAGACAGACGGUUGGAAAAGAAGCUGAAGAUCACACAGAAGGAAAGCAGAAAGUCCAAAUCUCCUCCCAAAGUGCCGAUCGUGAUCCAGGACGACAGCCUCCCCGCGGGGCCCCCGCCCCAGAUCCGCAUCCUCAAGCGGCCCACGAGCAACGGCGUGCUCAGCAGCCCUCACUCGGCCAGCCGCCCCGCCUUCCCCGUCAAAUCGCUGGCCCAGCGCGAGGCCGAGUACGCCGAGGCCAGGAAACGCAUCCUGGGCAGCGCCAGCCCCGAGGAGGAGCAGGAGAAACCCAUCCUGGACAGGCCGCCGCGGAUCUCGCAGCCCGAGGACAGCCGGCAGCCCAACAACGUGCUCCGGCAGCCGCUGGGCCCCGAUGGCUCGCAGGGCUUCAAGCAGCGCAGAUAGAGGCGGAGGCGCCGUCCCGCCGGCACGGACACACGGACCCGGGCCAGGGCACCUCCCGGGCUGAUUUGCACUGUGACCCUUCUGCUCUGCCCACUGUGACCUUCAGCCCCACGCACUGUGACCUCCCCUCUCCACCCACUGUGAGCGGCCGUCCCGGCCCGGCAGGGCUGUCCCCGCGGCCGGGGGACACGAGGGGCCGUGCCGGACUCGGCCGGGCGCAGGGAGUCGUGCGUGUCCCGCUCGGGUCGGAGCAAGCGCCAGCAAUAACGUUUGUUGUACUCCAAACCUGGCAUUUAAGGGAAAAAAAAAAAAAAAAAAAAAAGAUGGGAAGCCUCCCCACCUCCCCAGCCACGCAUGUUGUCCUCAUCACUUCCAGAACGAGUUCUGUUUCCGAGGAUUUUAGGUUCCUUUAUUUGGUUUUCUGUUUGUUUUCUGUAUCUUGGAUUGGCGGAGUGCGUGGGAAGGGUUGGAGCCGUUUGUUUGAAUCCAGAAGGGCAGCUGAGUGUUACGAAGGGAAUUCCCAUGGAUUUCCAUGAAUGUGAUGCCUUUGGGAUGACAAGCUCAUGCUUUUCCUUCUCCAUUUCUCCAUUUCCACUGCCAUGGAAGCGAACUCCUGGAUACCCCCAGGUACCUCGGAGUCAGACCCAGUUCACACCUUGCUCCUGUUAAAGCUUGGCUCCGAUUCCCUGCUGGCUUUGAGGAGAAGCUUAAAAUACAUCCUUUUUGGGUUCUUUUGUGUUUGGGGAGAAGGGAAUGCAGAGUGAGCCCGUGCAAAUGCCUGCUGCCCGGCCACAGAGGGCUGGGCAGUGAAGAAUUAGGGAGAUGUGAGGAGGAGGAGGAGGAGGAGAGGCUCCGGCGCCGCUGCAGCCGUGACAUCGGGCAGUGGGAUAUCCCGAGGGCCGGCCCGGCGGCGCAGGGACGGUACGAGCUCUCCUGGAACGGCAGAACCAGGAACCAGACCAGCCCUGGGGAAAGCCUGGAUGAUCCCCCAUCUCCCUGGAGGCUUCAGGGAAGGGAUUGUCCUGCUCAGGUUCCUGAGAGGAGAACGGGGAGGCUGCUGCUGCCCAGGAAUAUGGAGAUGUUCCCCCCUGGAUGAAGCUGAGGAUCACUUGAGAUAUCAAAGGAUUGGAUGAACACUAAAUGCUUUUCCUGGAGGGACCAGGACCUGGAGGUCUGGGACGGAUUCCUGCAUCCGGAUGCUGCCUUCAGUAGGUUCGAGGGGGAACGAGCCAGUCUGGAUGUGCACGAAAAGCCCUGUGUGGAAUUGAGGCUGAAAUCCCACAGAAACGGGAAAAUAGAAACUACCUGUGUAUCCAAGCGAUCCCGGGAACCUUAAUGAGCUCCUCGGUUCAGGGUGGGGGGAGAUUCCCCCGGGAUUUUUGGGGGAUCUCACUCAUCCCCCUCAGCCUGGGGGCUGGGAUGAGCUCCGAGCGGGAGCGUGAGGGAGAAGGACGUCAGCAAUAACUGUACUCACUGCGCCUUUCCUUAAUUAUUCCUAAAAAGAUAGCCUCAAAAUAGCCAAAAACCUCCCGAAUCCACCGGAUUUCCGGAGCGGCCGGUGGGGCGCCGCAUCGCUGCCUCCUCCGUGUCCGGCACCGAAAUUUCCACCUCCGGCACCGAAAUCCCCUUUUCCAGCACUGAAAUCUCCUUCUCCGGCUGCUCCUGCUCCAUCCCGGUGCCGGGACACGGUGCCGGGACACGGUGCCAGGACACGGUGCCGGGACACGGUGCCCAGGACACGUCCCGCCCGCGGGCAGGGCUCGGCGGCGUUCCUGUGGGAAGCGCCUUCAUCCCGAGGAGGAGGAGGAUGGAGCGGCACCGUGGGUUUAUCCCCCACCCCCUCCCCAAAAAAAAAAUAAACCUGCGCCGGAAAGAAAACGUUUUAUAAAUUGUAUUUUAAAUAAAUGUCUUUAAACUUU
Molecule: messenger RNA, 2433 nt
Organism: Taeniopygia guttata (zebra finch)
Lineage: Eukaryota; Metazoa; Chordata; Aves; Passeriformes; Estrildidae
Gene: SZRD1
Product: SUZ RNA binding domain containing 1
Source: RefSeq, a predicted model, not a curated record